This is a messenger RNA of Akanthomyces muscarius, 2016 nucleotides long. RefSeq lists its product as uncharacterized. Bases 1 to 2016 code for a protein of 671 amino acids. Gene Ontology annotation, molecular function: nucleoside diphosphate phosphatase activity. The transcript has 2 exons. NCBI's taxonomy places the organism in Eukaryota, Fungi, Ascomycota, Sordariomycetes, Hypocreales, Cordycipitaceae. Gene Ontology annotation, cellular component: membrane. Gene Ontology annotation, biological process: nucleoside diphosphate catabolic process. The record is from RefSeq and is a predicted model, not a curated record.
AUGGGUAAACACAAAAAUUCCCAAUAUGGCGUGGUCCUAGACGCUGGCUCCUCGGGAACGCGCGUCUACGUCUAUAAAUGGAGGAACCCCUCAGCACCUCCGAAACACAAAUACGACGACGACGACGAUGAAGCCCGCUCGCUGCCCAAGAUCGAAUUAAAGAAGAACCACAAGAUCCAUCCCGGUAUCUCGACGUUUGCCGACGCCGUCGACUCGGUUGGCCAUGAACACUUGCAGGAACUUGUCGACGUGGCCAUUAAAAAAGUGCCCUCCCAUAAAAUACCCGAGACGCCCAUCUUCCUCAUGGCUACAGCCGGUGUGCGAUUUCUACCAGAACCUAAACAAAAAGCCCUUCUUGGAGCCGUCUGCUCGUACUUCAAGAACAAUACGAAAUUCCAGCUGCCCGAUUGCGACGCACACGUCCAAGUGAUACCCGGCGAGACCGAGGGCCUCUACGGCUGGAUUGCCGCCAAUUAUCUUCUUGGUGGCUUCGAGCGACCCAACGAGCACCUGCACACCAAGGGACAUCAUACAUAUGGCUUCCUCGACAUGGGAGGCGCCUCCGCGCAAAUCGCCUUUGCGCCCAACGCGACCGAGGCAAAGAAACAUUCCAAUGACCUCAAAUUGGUUCGCAUGCGCAAGCUCGAUGGCUCCUCCAUCGAAUACAAAGUGUUUACGUCCACUUGGCUUGGCUACGGUGCCAACAAAGCCCGAGAUCGCUUCAUUGAAAAGCUGGCCGACCAAUACGACACCACAGUCCACGAGAUUCCCGACCCGUGCCUACCCACGGGCCUGCGAACGACACUCAAGGGUGCGAUUGUUGACUCUGCAGCGAGCAGUGAUCAGCAGGUGCUGCUAGGUACCGGCAAAUUUGACGAAUGUGUGCGCAAAACGUAUCCUUUGCUGGGAAAGGAAAAGCCCUGCGAAGACUCACCUUGCCUGCUCAAUGGACAGCACGCCCCUGCUAUUGAUUUCGACAUCAACCACUUCGUGGGUGUCUCAGAGUACUGGCACACGACCCAUGGUGUUUUCGGAAAGGAGGACACGGCAUACGACCUGGCCACUUACCAGAAAAAGGUGCUUGAAUACUGCGGAAGAGACUGGUCGUCGAUCAAAGACGAUCUAUUCUCCCGCAAAAAGACCGCCGAGGAGAAGAUGGCCGACGCCCAGCAGGCCUGUUUCAAAGCGUCUUGGUUAAUCAACAUGCUCCACGAUGGUAUUGGAAUUCCCAGAAUCGGCAUCGAGGGCUCUGGUAACGGCACGCGCCCCGGCGCCGACGAAAAGGGCUUCCGCGAUCCGUUCCAGCCGGUUGACACCAUUCACGAUAUGGAAGUGAGCUGGACACUUGGAAAGAUGGUGCUGUACGCCACUGGACAAAUACCCGCCAAAGACUCGAAGCUCCCUGUGGGCUUUGGCAGCAACCUGGACUCUGGUGUUCCCUCUGACUUUGAGCAUGCUGGAUCGGUGCCUAUUCCUCUUGGACCCAAGCUGGGAGGUAGCCAUGACGAUGACGAUGAUGACGAUGACGUGCACCGUUCUUCGGGCUCGUUCUUACCGUUUUUGACGUUUCUAUUACUUGUCAUGUUUCUGGCGUACUGGCUUCGAAAACCCGAGAGGCGGCACAACCUCUUUUCCUUUGGCCGUCGCUCGCGCAAAAACGGAAAGGGUUCGCGAGGCUUCAUCAACAAGCUACUGCGACGUCCCACGGUCGCAUAUGAGCGAGUUCUGGAAGAAGGCGAGACACCCGAAUUCGAGCUCGGCGAUGUGGACUCGGACGAAAAUGACCACUCUGACAGUACAGAGGGCUCCAAGGGCGGGCGAAGCUCCGGGCUCGCGACGCCCAAGCUGAACCUGGACCGAUUUGACGACUUUCGCAUGCCGUCUGCCAUGGACCGUACGGGAAUGGUGGUGCGCACAGAGAGCCGCGAGCGUCUUGCGCCGCUGCAAAUGCUGAAUGCCGGACGGCGCAGUCGCAACGUUAGCCCCACGCGAAUGAAGAGCCCUCUGGCCGUUUGA